CUGGGAUAUGGAUAGAAUUUUUGUACUAUCUAAAAUGUUAUUACGAUAAUUUCUUAUGUGUUCUUUGAAAUAACAAAGAAUAUAGAUAAAAUAGUUUCGGGAUAAGGCUUUCGCCAUACGAUAGGAGCACUUGGUGAACAGGCCCCUGUGGACCAGAAACCGUCCGUCGGCUCCCGGACUAGUCUCAGUCGGUUUCUCGGAGAAAGUGUCCCUCUAACUUAGUUACCAACGUCUAAAGUCUCAGAAGGGAUAAACUGAAACAAUGGCGGAGGCACACUCUGCUGUGGCAUUCUCAUUUGCAAUCUCUCACGAGGGUGUCCAUGUUAACUAUGAUACUGAGGUGCUCCAUGUUAUAUGGCAUUCAGGUAUCCGUUAUUGGCGAAGAGGUAUUCAGCGCAUCGUUAACAGUGUGCGAUGCGGUAUUUUCCCAGCAACCCUGUCAUCUUUGGCCUUGACUAUAGGAGGCUACAAUGCUAUGUACCUGAGUAGAGAUAUGCACUCUGUAAAUUAUGACAUUACUUUUGGGCUUGUGGAUCUUCUUAAGCAGCACAUUAAACUGGAAGAACCUGCUAGAGGUAUAGUGUGCUGCACAGUGUCUGGCUUUGCAGUAUGGUUUGGUGUCUUUAUAUUCAUGAAGUACUCAUUACGUUGCCUGUUCGUGUACAAAGGUUGGAUGUAUGAGAGCAGAGGCAAGGGCCGUACAAUGAGCAUCACAUCUCGUUUAUGGUUUUCAGCUGUGAAAUUUUUGACUGGCUUCUCCCGUCCAAUGCUGUAUUCCUACCAGGGAUCGCUUCCUCGUCUCCCUCUGCCAGUUCUUAAGGAUACUAUGACCAGGUACCUCCGCAGUGUACGACCCCUGAUGGAUGAUGAGGCCUAUGCCAGGAUGGAGAAGCUUGCAGAUGAUUUCCAGAAUGGAAUUGGGAAGAAGUUACAAAGGUACCUUGUAUUGAAGUCAUGGUGGGCCACCAACUAUGUAACAGAUUGGUGGGAGGAGUUUGUGUAUCUGCGUGGCCGUUCUCCCCUAAUGGUGAACUCUAACUUCUAUGGUACAGAUGCCAUUCUUCUUCAUCCAACAAACAAACAAGCAGCACGAGCUGCUAAUGUUUCUCAUGCAGCUUUCCUGUUCCGUCGUCUGAUAGAGAGACAGCAGCUUCAGCCGAUUAUGGUCCAGAAUGCUGUACCUUUGUGCUCAUAUCAGUAUGAGCGUACUUUUAAUACCUGUCGCAUCCCUGGUAUUGAAACGGACAAGAUCGUGCACUUUGGGGAUUCUACUCAUAUUGCAGUGUAUCAUGCUGGUAGAUACUUUAAGAUGCCAUGCUAUUAUAAGGGUAAACUUCUGACACCAAAGGAGCUCCAGAUCCAAUUUGAACGUAUCUUGAAUGAUGAGUCUGCACCAGAAAAAGGAGAACUUUACCUUGGUGCUCUUACUGCUGGUGAACGCAAACCUUGGGCUGAGGCACGCUCAAAAUACUUCAGUAAGGGAAUCAAUAGGUCUUCAUUGGAAGUAAUUGAAAGGUCUGCAUUUGUACUUGUUCUUGAGGAAGAGUCACAUGACUACUGUGAAGAUGAUCCUGAUCAUUUAAAUAAGUUUGGACAUGCAAUGCUUCAUGGCAAGGGCUAUGACAGAUGGUAUGACAAGUCAUUCAAUGUAAUUGUCAUGAAGAAUGGAAGGAUUGGUUUUAAUGCAGAGCACAGUUGGGCAGAUGCGGCCAUCAUGGCUCACCUUUGGGAGUAUGUCUUAACUGAAGACUUAAUGGACAGUGGGGCAGACGCCCCAGUCAUGGGCCACCUCUGGGAGUUCAUUAUGGCUGAGGAUCUCUUUGAAUAUGGAUAUGAUGAAGAAGGCAACUGCACGGGUAAAGUGAAUUGCGACCCACCAAUUCCCACAAGGCUUAAGUGGGAUCUUAGUCAGGACUGCCUAACAGCCAUUGAUGUCUCUUACAAAGUCGCAGAGGCACUAUUGAAUGAUGUUGACCUCCGCUUGUACAUGCACACUGCGUAUGGUAAGGGGCUGAUGAAGAAUUGCCGCCUUUCCCCAGAUGCUUUCCUGCAAAUGUCAUUGCAGUUAGCCUAUUAUAGGGAUGCUGGGAAGUUCAAUCUGACCUAUGAGGCUAGUAUGACCAGGCUGUUUAGAGAUGGGAGAACUGAGACUGUAAGGCCAUGCACCAUUGAGUCGAGUGCAUGGGUUAAAUCUAUGGAGGAUAAGCAAGCUACAGAUGAAGAACGCGUUGCAUUACUCCGCAAGGCCUGUGCUCAGCACCAAAAAGGGUACCAAGAUGCUAUGUGCGGCAAAGGCAUUGAUCGUCAUCUUUUCUGUCUCUAUGUCAUAUCCAAAUAUCUGGAAGUUGACAAUCCCUUCCUUAGUGAGGUUCUUUCAGAACCAUGGCGUUUAAGUACCUCUCAGACUCCGCAUGGGCAAACAGGAAGGAUGGAUUUGACCAAGAACCCGAAAUGCAUAAGUGCUGGAGGAGGUUUUGGGCCUGUUGCUGAUGAUGGGUAUGGAGUAUCCUAUAUAAUUGCAGGAGAAGAUACUGUAUUCUUCCACAUAUCCAGUAAGAAGAGUUCUCCUGUAACGGACUCACGUCGGUUCGCCCGCCAGAUUGAGAAAGCCUUAGAUGAUAUGAAGAAUCUUUUCAGAUCUGUGAAAAAGUGAAUACAUACUGUACCAGGUAACAGAAGUAGUAACUGCAAAACUGAUCAUGUUCACCUCAGUCCAUUGGUUGCUAAUCAGUCAUUUUUAAGCAGAAUUCAUUGCAUUCUGCAGUGUUUACUUCAUGUUUUUAAUCAGACUUUUGGUGUCACAUUUAAUUAAUUUCUCCCUGUUUGGGGUUAGCAGACUGUAUCAUGUAAAAGUAAAAAUUAUUUUUAUUUUAUCCUAUUUAUAACAGUUUAAUACACAAUACUUUAGACUAAUCAGUAGUAUACUUUAUUUUACUACUUUACAUACUACUUCAUAAUGAUAUGGUUCUGGUUUUAUGGUAUUUAACUUCAGAAUUGUAGAGUACGUACUUCAAAACUUUUCUGCUUAAUUCAAUUUUAUCCUUGUGAUAAAAUCAGAGUCAUCAUUGUUAUUUUUAUAAGACAUAAUUCUUAGAAAUGGUACUUUUUCAUUAAAAUUAAGUGUAUUUCUAUCAUUGUUGUGAAAUCUUCUCUGAUGUUUGCAGUCAGUAGUACUGUAGUACAUAGGAACCUUUAUCUUAAGGUUUUAUAUCUGACAGAUGACUUUUUUUUUUUUUUUGUUGUUAAGUCAUAUUCUUAGUAAUAACUGGUGAAAUUUUCAUGCUUAACAAAUUGCUAUUUUAAAUUAAUUUAGGAAUGAAUGUUGGUUUGAAAAGCUCAAUUUGUCCUGUUAAACAAUGACUUUACAGUAAAUUAAGUUUUAAAAAUUGUGUAAGAAAUAUAUAUGCAGUUGAGACAGUUGUUAAAAUAAGACGUGCAAAGAAGUCUUGUGCUUGAGCUGUUUCUUACAUAAGGUAUUUUAUUGACUUGAAAAGAAAAGAGUAUAUCAAUUUCAUAUCAGUUAGUAAUGCUAUAGAAUAGUUUAUUGGUACUAUAAUAUCACUGUAUAACAAGAAUUUUAAUGACAACACAAAAUGUAGUGAGGUUAAAGUACAAUAUGGAACUAUGCUCUGAGUAUAGUAUUCGCAGAGGCAUACAAUUGUAAGAAAUAAAGCUUUCAAAGAUGUAGACAAAAACUUUUUGGAUAUUAAUGGAGAUUUAUAUGUGGCCCUUGCCAAUAGCAGCACUGGAAGUGAUUAGAAAUUUAGGUUAUCCAGUAAAAAUUAUUGUGAAAUGAACUCAUAACUCCUAGUUAAGGCAAGAUAUGUUUAGGAAAACAAAACAUUGUUAUGCUGCAGGAACACUUGUGAUUUCUUCAUUAUAGGACUUUGUACAGUAAGUGAUUGAUACGUUGUCUAAGUAAUGUCUAUUUCAUUAAUUUCAAAGAGUGACACAUAGCUGACAUUAAUAUUUACCACAAUAGACAUCAAAUGCUUUAGUGCAAAGGACAAGAGGCCACAAUGUUAAGGAGAUAACUUAUUAUUUGUUUUAUGAUCUAAGGAAAUUAUCAGUUUGGAUUAGUUUUUUCUUAUAUCUACAAAACAUACCAGCAAUUAUGAGUACAUCUUCACAUACUAUUGGCCGCAGAUGCAAAGGUUGCAUAUAUUCCAUUGAAAAUGUAAAUAUUGAAAUUUUGGUCAAAAGUCAUGACAUGUUUAAUACUUUAUCUUAUAGGUAUCUUUUUCCAUUAUUCAUAUGAGUUUAACACAUGUAUUUCCUUUAUAUACAGUACAUACUGUAAAAAUACAGUAGCCUCUCCAUAUAUUUGAGGAAUUCUCUGAAUGAUAGCAAACCCCUUAUUAACCUUAAAAAAUACAGUACUGUGUGCAUUUUAUCAAUAUUUGGAUACCAUUUCUCCUAUGAAUUAUAAACAUCAAGAUAUCAAUAAAAAUAAACAAAGUAGAAUAUACCAUUUACUCAGUUGUUUAGCUUUCAGAAAUAAGUGAUGACACUCUCAAAAAACCUUAGCUUUAACCACUUUCAUUCUUUCUGUAAUAAAAGUUGAUGACUGCUUAUGAAAUGACAGUAUAUGGAUGGUAAGAUAAUGAACUACUUAUGUAAGCAAUUUGAUUGCAUUGCAAUGAGCAUCUCUUAGUGUUACUUCAGAAGGUUCAUCUACUUCAGGGGAGCUAACUGACAAAACUGAAGUUGAUGGAGUUUGUCUGGAUGCCAAGAGAAAGGGUUGUUUCUUUCUGGAUAUCAGGAGAAGCAUUUGUUCUGGAAGGGAUCCCCUUCUUUUAUAAUACUUUGUAUAAUUCUAUCAGAAAUCUAGCAGUAGCAACUCUGCUUAUAAUUUCCAGUUAGAUAUAACAGGAUUUUUUAUUCUAUAAAUGUAAAUAAAAUAUUCCUUUAGCACUGGAAUUAACCCCCUUCCUAGUAUAUAAGCAAAGUAUAAAUCUGUACACUUUUACACUGUAUCAGAAUUAAGUUUAUACACUUGAACAUCUUGAUAAAUUGUGAGGAUUUUUAAAAAUGUUGUAUUAAUAUUUUUGCCAUUAUUUUUUUUAUAUCCACAUUAUCAGCUUGCAUGAAUAGAAAAUAGUGAAUGUUAUUUUAAAAAGCUAAAAAUUUGCAGCGAUUGAAUUCAGAUUUCACCUGCCCAUUUGCCAUCAUGUGCACACUACACAAAUUUACUCCAUAAAUUCACAAGUUGACAGUGGUUCACAGUACAGUUUUGUUUUUGUACUUGGUAUGAAGUUCAUUGAAUAGCUUGCUUGAAGGGAGGAAUAAAAAAAAAGGCAAUGUUUACAGAACUGAAAUUUAGGAGUGUUUCAGGAUGUAUAAAACAUUAAGGAUAGAAUUAUGGCAUACAGUUUAUGUACAGAAGGUAUCAUAAAAGUCAAGUCUUUAUAAAGUUUUGCAAAUAAGGUUUUAAUGAAUUUAAAAGCAAAGGAUAUGUUUUAUGAGGGUGUUAGUCAUCAGCUUAUUUUUUCUUAGGUACACAAGUACAUUGCUGAAAUACAGUAUAUUCUAUUUUAUUAAUAUUCUGAUGUUUUUGCAAUAAUUUAAAAUACAAACUAUCAGUAUUUAAAACAUAAUUAUACCAUACUACUGUUUACAGAGGAUUUUUAUCUUAUCCAAGGAAUAAUAGAGCAAAUUCUUUGUUGAAUAGGUGACUAAUGUAUAUCAGUUCAUAUUUGUCAAGUUAAACAGAAGUAUGUUGGUAUGUUAAAAGGUGUUUGAUUUUAUUAAAAUAAUUGUUAAUGCCAAUAGAAUUGUAAGAAGAAUUCAUGAAAAGAUAGGAUUGUGAAAAUAAUUAAUGUCAAAGGAACUGUAAGAAGAAUUCAUGAAAAGAUAGGCAGGUAAAAAGUCUGUGUUGUUACAUGAUAGAAACAAACUUUCUGGUUGAAUUAUCUGGAGAAAGUGCAAAGCUAGAAAUAUAAGUUAUUUAACCUUACUACUGACUUUACAUAUAUAUAUAGUAUAUUCUGUUUAUAUAAAAAAUAUAUAAUAGCUUUCAAAAGUUUUUAUAUUGUGCUUCAUUCUGAAGGUAACAUUAACAGCAAAACUUCUUGUCUCGUGUACUGCAUUAUUUUUUUUUAUGAGCUUCACAUAACUGAUUAGAUUUUCAUAAAUGGUUUUCAAAGUGCUUGUGAACCCAUAGUUUAGACUUCUGUAUAUCAAUGAACUUUUUGUAUUUUGAGGAAAUUUUAUGGAAUUUCAGUUACUGAUUUGUUGAGAGACAUGGUAAGUUUUGUAUGUUCUUUAAUCAAUGCAAAGACAAACAUUGUUUGUGCCACCUUUAAUCAAUGCAAUUUUAGUCUAGUUCAUAUUAGUGUGUUAAAAGAGAAUAAUUUUGCAAACAGCAAUUUGUUGUCCCUUUAAUGUACAGUUUUUUUUUAGUAUUUAGACAUAUUUAUAUAGUUAUUAAAUGUACUAUUAUUGAAGCUAUUGCUUCUGUUAUAAGCUUCAUCAUAUUUUGAAGCCUUCUGGUUAGUUAUUACAUCUGCCUCAGUUUAUCCAAUAGCUGUUUUGUUGUAAACAUGGUGACACUAUAUGUGAUUAUACAGGAUAAUCAGGUAAUCCUUCUAUCAUGUUUUAUAAUUAUUGUAUUUGUUGCCAUAUAGGACUGAAAUUUAAGAAAGCAUGUUGAUAGUAAUGAAUUUUUAAAGGGGAAACUUAUAGUUUUAUUUGGAAUCAUUUUUGAGGCCUUAGAGCUUGCCUUGAACCAUAUUCUGCAAUUUACUUCAGAAUCAUUGACUAAUUCCAUCUUCUAGCCUGACAAGUACUACUGUAUCAUAGGGUAAUUAUCACCUAUGUGUUUAUAUUAUCAUAGAUUUUAGUCAGGUUUCUAAUUUUUUAGUUAUCUGUAUGUGUAACUUAAGGGAAUGUCAGAUUAAAAGAAGGUACAUGGUGAAUGGAAACUCCAGUAACAUUUUUGUAUUGCUGUAAAUUGAAGUUAAAAUGCAAUGGACAGCAUUCAGCCCAAUAUUACUAGACUGUGCUUGACAUAAAGUUAAGAAAAUAGCAGGAUUUAUGUAACAUAAUUUUAUGUUUUCAUAAUUUGUGUGGCCACAACUAUUAAAAACUAAUGCUUCUCUUAUAGAGUUGGUUCACAUUUUUUAUUAUUGAUUAACAGAUUGAAAGCUUAAAAAUAUGAGUCUAAUUGUUGUAUUGCAACAGAGGAGAAUGGAAAAUUUUUUUAAUUUUCAAAUUUUUGUCUACUCCAUGGAGGUGCAAUUUGUGGAAACGAGUCAUGCUCUGCAAGAGUUUGUGAAUAAUGUAGAAAAAAAACUCUCAAUAUUACCAACAUACAUGAGGUUGAGCAAAAGACAUUUUAUUCCUUUCUAAGUCAUUUAGUUUUACUGUUAAAUUACAAUAAAUGAGAUGCUUUGGGGACAGGAUGUGGGUGGAUCGGGGAAAUUAGACUUUCAGAGAAAUAUACUAUACGUAUAUGGAAGUAGCUGGGAGUUUGAAGGUACAAAUCACCAAGAAAUGGCAGAGGUUAGGACGUGAACCAGAUGGUAAGGCGCAAGGUAGAAGCCAUUUUAGAGCUCUCUUAUGUUUCAUUACUUCAAAGGAAAACUAUGUAACCAUAUCAGCAUAGAUACUGAUAGUGACACAACAUAUUUUGCUGUACUGUGGUUACAGUAACUUUAUUUGUAUACAGUAUGUACUGUGUAGGCAAAUUGCAACUUCUAUAUAGGAAUAUGAGCUUUCCUGUGUAUAGUCAUCUUCAGAAUGAUCAUUACUCAUUUCCAUGAAAUAGAUAAUAAUGAUUUUAUGAUUUUAAGAUAUGAUUAACUGACAGUUUUGAUGCUUUGCAAGACUUUUAGAAAGGCGAUAUCUUACAUGAGCCUUCUUUCUCACGUAAAAUUCAGGGCUAAUUUUGUGAAAUGUAGAAGACAAGAAGUCCUAUAUGACAUCAAAUAUGAUAGGUUUAUACCUAUGCCUUAAUGCUGUAGUAUUUCAUGUGUUUCUUGGGGUGAUGGUUAAGAUUAACAGAUAGUUUGGUAUGGAAAAAAGCUUACUACUUUCUCAGUUUUGAUUCUAGAGUAGUAGUAGUAGUAGUGGUAUUUUACGUAUGGAGGUUGAGUCCUGAGAAAAUAAUUUUCAUACAUUACUGUUUGGCUGUAUGUACAGGAAAUUUUUAGCAAAUUAAAUAUCCUCAAGAAUUGUCUUUAUAAGCAUAAAACCAUUGAUUCAUUUGGGUUACCUCUCCGUCCAUAUUUUCAUUCUUCCGGAUUAUUAUGCUUCUGCUAUGCAGCUAACUCUUGGUGUUAUUUUUUUACAUGAUUAGUUUUGACACAUUGAACAGAAUUAGUUAAUUGUUUGUCAGGUGUUCAUAGUAUGAACAGUAUUAUCAAAAUUUCGGUCAAGUGAUAUGCGGAGUAAUGUAUGUAAAUAUUUUUUUCAUGAAAACGAGUAUUUUUUUAGUUACCCAAAUUUAAGUAAAUUUUUUGUAUUGUACUUGACUAAAAUAUUGCAGCUCCUCUUGCACCUGCUGAGUAAUUGAAAGUAGAACUUCAAACUUUUUCCCAGAGGAAUUUUUAUCUCAUUUUUGUGAUUAUGCUACUUAAUCAUUUACCUAAGCAAUAGUAUUUAAGAUUUCAAGUGAACAAAGCUUUUCAUUGUCAGCAGAAUGGAAAUUAAAUCUAAAUAAUCAUGAAAAAGAAGUCUGGUAAAUGGAUUUGUUCUUUGAAAUCCAGUCUGUGUGUAGCACGUACAACAUACUGCUGUACAAAGUACGUAUAUUGGAAAAAUACAUAAUCAGAUGUGGAACACUGAACUAGUUGUACCAAGCUUAAUCAUUACCAAUAUAUAUUACAUAUUGCAAGAAACUGAUGUACUAGCAAGAUUGUUUGUGAACUUAUAAAGUGCUUGCUUGAAUCAUAAGAGUCAGGUUAGAUAAAUCACCUUAGAAAUGGUAAUCCGUCCAGCCAUCAUUUGCAAAGUUAUUAUUCAGUGUUUCUGUAAGCAUUUCACCUUAGAUACAGGGUGUCCCAUAUUGAUGGAACACAUUAUGAAUGCAUUCAUCUUGGAUAAUAUAUAUGAAACUUGUGUACAAAAUAUAUUUAUUACGUAGCUGAAAGGACAAGAGUUCAUUGACCACUGUUACACAAAACAUUUACCUGUUGAGCCAAUCAACACCUGGACUUCAUCAGGCUUUGUUUAUUGGCCUUUGCCACAUGUUCAGUGGCCUUCUCCUCAUGUCUACAGUUUUCUGCUCUGUGAGAUAUUUGAGGUUGACUCAUGGAUUUUUUUACAAAUGAAAGUUUGUACCAACACAGGAUCACCUUUCAGGAUGAUACCUGACACUUUCCAAAAUGCUGUCAAAAUUUCCUUUGUCCUGCAAUGAUGAAGCUUAGGUGAAGUAUGCUCCCACUAUAUGCAAUUUCUGUUGGAGUCCAUGACAUAUGGGGUCCGCUAUCUGCAAAAAGAAAUCAGAUACUUGUUAAUAUGUUGGCUCCACAGUAGUAUAUACAUUAAAAUACACAUUUUCAAUGUAGAUAAAAAUGACCAUGUUCAUGAGAGCUAACAAUAUGAUGUGUCCCAUCAUCAUGGGACACCCUGAAUGUAUGUACAGUGGGGCCCUCGUAUUCGCGAACUCACACAUUCGCGGAUUUCUCUCGGGAACGUUUCCCCGCAUUAUUCGCGGAAAAUUCGCGCAUUUGCGGUAUUUUUCUAUGAAAAAUCCCACAAAUUCCUGGUUUUUUUUUUAUCAAUUUCAUCAUAAAAUGCAAUUUUUGUGAUGAAACUAUUAAAAAACCAAGUAUGAAAAUUUUUAGUGGUUUUUCUUGAGUUUUAACUAACAAAAUAGGCUGUUUUUAGCCUUUUUAUAGGGGUUCCAAACAUUUGCGGGUUCUAACUAUUCAUGGGGGCGGGGUCUGGUACGCAUCCCCACGAAUACGGGGGGACCACCGUAUAGUAAUGGCAACACUUUCCUUUCAACUUUCUGACAUCUAAAGUAUGAAGAAAUUAAGUGGAUAUUGUGGCUAUUAUUGACACAUUAUAAUUUUGUUAGAAGCAUGACUAUAUCAUUUUCUCUAACUUUAUGAACAGGUAUACACAUAUGACAUAUGAAAAGCUAUCAUGAAAAUUUGGACUUGUGACUAUGAAGAGGUUUUUAGUAGAUUUUACCAGUGCUGAAUCUUUCCUACCACAUGCAUCCACCAUACCUUUCUAACUUUCAGAUUUGUAUUAAAUGCGAAUUAUUCAACAGAGGCCAUGGAUGUACAAAAAAUAAGUGCAAACCUUAUCUCAUCCAUCACACUGGCUGCUUUUAAUACCCAGAAGUGUGAGCAGUUAUGAGUAGGAAACAUAAGUGACUUAAGUAUCAUUCAAUCACUUGAAAUAUAUGAAAAUUUUAUUAUUAAUAACCAAUCAUAUUACAUAUUGUAUAAAGAUGAUAUAUAAGCAAAGCACUAUAUGUAAAAAUACAAGGUAAGCAUAACUAUAAAGUAUAUGUACACGUAUAGUUAUGUAAUGCACUAAUAAGUGGCACUUUACUUCAAGUAACCUAGUAAAGAAAAACUAUGUACGUAUUAAAAUAAUAAAUGGAAUGGAAUAUCAAAUUUAGGCUCAAGGCCAAGCACUAAAAUAAUAAAAGUAACACAUUUUUAAAUACUAAUUUGUAUUUUUCCUAAACAAAAAACCUGGUCUUUAUAUAGGAGGGGAGAUGUCUUUCAUAUCCAUGGUUAGCAACGUUGAGUCUAGUCAGUACUUGGAUAAGUGACCUGGGAACUCCAGAUACUGUUGGCGUGUAGAAGAUGUCUUUUGAUCUACGAUUCAAGUCUUUGACUUAUGACUUCUCAUUGUUCUGUUGGAUUCACCAGGUGAUCAACAGUAUAUGAGCAUUCCAUUUCUAAGGACCUCAAAAGGCUACCAAUUGCCUAAAGUCCUUUAAUGUUACCACUUAAGGACUCCACCUCCAAGCUAGGUGCCGGCAACAUAUUAUUAGUUCCAGCUUGGCCAAGAAGUGGUGUCCAAGAGCUACAUUUCUUUUGACUUGUGUAAUUAUCAACGGACAUACUCCACAGCUGAUGUGGGAGAAAACGUGUUCCAGGUGAGGUUUGAUAAGGUCAGGGCCAUUGGUAACCCCUUAGCAUUCAAGAGGAAAACACUGCUGGAUAGGUACUAAGGACAGGAAUGCGCUCACGACAGACCACAUUUGCCUCCUUUUUACCUUAGGGCCAAUUGCCCAUAGAUCCUUGACUCCUUUUUUCCUUGGGUUCUGAGGUGGCUUCUCAACAGUCUUUUAGCUCACCUCACCCAGCUCCUGAGGACAGAAGGCAUCUCACAUCCUACCCUCUCUUUUAUCCACUUCUAAGUAACGAUUAGAAAGCUGUCACGUGCUGAACAUGUGCAUGCAGGUGUACUAGAUGACUGAGGAUACUGUCUUGUAAUCUAUCUCUCUAGAUUAUUAGAUGCAACUCCUACCCUCUCUCUAGCAAGGGGAGAGGGAUUGGCGAUGAACAGUCCUGUUGAUUGUCCUCAUUCUUGAAGUAUUUUCACAUUGCAGUAUGGAUUAUUUCAGAGGGGUUGAGGGAUUUUUCAUCUUCUUGAGAGGCUGUCAUUGCCUUGAUAUUAAGCAUAUGCUUUCUUUUACUUCAUUUACCAGUUUAUACGUUUGAUUAGCUCUUGUUUUCACAGUUAUUUUGCCCUUACUAUUAAAAAGGAGUUACUUUGUAAAUCCAUACUUUUCAUUAUUACCGUCAGUCUACUUUUCAGAUCCUCCACUCUGGAAUGUUAUUUACAUCUCUCUUCCAAAACUGCAUCUGCAUCUCCCUCAUAAUUCUGUCUUCCAGCUUAUGUCCACCCAUUACAUCCUUAAGACCAGAUCUGUUCAUUCCUUUGUCAUUAUUUAGGUCACCUCCUAUUAGUAUCCCAAUAGACAGUGACAAAUGUCACUACAUCUCCUAAAUUAUCGAGGGUCUAGUUGGAAUUACUUUCUUCUGCUAGUAAAAUUGACUUCAAUAUCUGUAUUAACAGUCAUAAAGGAACAUAUUGAUUGUUAUUUAAGUUAAUUAAGUCUUACAAGAUCAUCUAAAUAUUUAUUUUUUCCAUAACAAAAUGGCAGAUGUGCUAAGAAAACCUAUAGUAUUAGGUGCAGUGCACUGAACACUGGUUAGGAUGAAUGCUGAUUUGACCUCAGGGCAUUGCAGGAGGGAAAUGGGACAUCUGCAACAUCGAGUUUUGUCCUUUGGACUUUUAACAUGAUCAAAGUGGUAUUGAAUUUGUGGAUGUGCUUAAGGAGUUGCAAAAUGUCAAAUAUUUUCUGUAGUUCAUCAGUAACCACACUUUUGGCCAACCCUAUGAGAUGGUAAGAACAUUAAUUCAGCAUUUUUUAUUAGCAUAACCAAUGCUUUGUUCAUUGAUAUUUUUCUGUUUUGUGCCGUUUGUGUGCACUUAUAGCAGUACACCUGCCAAGCAGCAGAAAUCCUUACUCUUCAAGACUUAAGUUGGAAAUAUUUAACCAUCUUCCUAUUUAUUUUCAUUGUUGAGAUUAAAGUGUGCUGCAGACAAACUUUGGAAACACUGUCCAUGUCCAUGCCAAGGCAAAGCUGCAGACAUUCAUGAAUUUUGUUUGGAAUGCAAGAUAGUAAGUUAUUGCACAGGUUAAGUAACAUUAGUGUUAGGAAAAAAUGUUAGUCUGUUUGCUGAUUUGUAAUAGGUUAACUUACUCCAGAAAACUGGUAAAAUACAAAGCUACAUGUAGUCUUGCAGUUUAUCAUAUGGUGCAUGUAUUUUUUAAUCUGGCUGCAUUUUUUUACUUUGUUAUAGGUACACAGCAUUACUUAAAAUUUGUUUAAAAUGCUAUCUAUAUUUACUUUAGCUGAUAGUACAGACAUGAUUGCGAAUACAAUUUCUGGCAGGCUAACCUAUUGGUACAGGUCUUGUGUGAGGCGUAUUGCUUCCUUAAGUGAUGUUCAUCGGUGUAUUUCAGGUAAAUAUUGUAGUUAUACUUCUGUAUCAGUAAAUACAGUACCAGUAUUUACUUAAUGUGUUUACAUUAACCAGACAAGGUUAUCAAGGAAUUUAUUUUUACUUCACAGAAAUCUGUAACCCCCUUGGAUCUCCAACUAUUAAUUUAUUGAAAGGUUACUAAAAUGUAAAACUUGAAUAAUUCUAAUUUCAAAUUUUCUCUUUUCUGCUAGCUUAUUCCCAAUUUGACAGUCAGUGCUGAGAUAUGCAGACCUCAUGAUUCGAACCAUUAACCCAUGGUGUGGCUAUGUAUAGGUUCUAUUCAAAUAUCCUUGUUUGAGAAAGAUAACAUGUUCAGUGAUGAAUGUUCCUCAAGGACUUUUAGUGCCUCCUCCCAAUUUCUGGGGUUACCAGUGUGGUCCUCCCGUAGUCUUAAAUAUGACAUUGGCUGAAAAUUGAGAUUAGGUGAUUGCUGAUACAUAUGCAUAACCUCCAUACUACUUUGUUGGAAAUUGACUCUCAAAGAUUAAAAUCUUUACCUGCUUAUCAACAAUCUGAAUGUAAGUUGUGGACAUGGGCAUUCACAUAAUCCUGGAAAAUAGCACCUAGGAUGUGAUAAGAAUGAAAAAAUCUCUGCAGAAUUGCAGUGGGCAUCCAACCUAGCAGUUGUAGAGGGCUUGGAACAUCUAAACCUCUGCAACAUUGUGAAAAGGGCAAAACAAGUGCCUCAGUGGCGUCGUUGGCCUGCCUGCCACCUUGGUGGCUACAAGUUCGAUUCUCAGCCAUUCCAUUGAGGCAUCAGAGAUGAUCAGAGAUGGUGUAUUUCUGGUGAUAUUAGUUAUUUCUCGGCGUGGUUCGGAAGUCGCAUAAAGCCGUUGGUUCCGUUGCUGAAUAACCACUGGUUCCAUGCAGCGUAAACACCAUACAAAUAAACAAAAAGGCAAUACUAUCAUUGCUACCAAGGUGCUGACCUAAUUGGGACAGCAAUAUAUGUUUCUAGACCCAUGGCUAUUAGAGGUGGUGAGUAUAAUUCCACUGGCAAUAGUAGUUUUAUUCACUUAACGCCAUCCUGAUACUGCCUGUUACAAAUUUUUAAAAUUAUGAUAAUGUUAGAUCCUGUAGGUGAUAUUACCAUAGUUGGGAUGGUAUUUUAUGAAUCCCAGUGGCUUACACCUUCAGCUUCCCAUGGAUAUAUCACUUACUUUAGUAUAAGCCACUGAUAACCCAUCAACACUGAAUACCUUGGGAAUAAUUAAACAACCAAAGUGAGCUAUAUAUGACUGUUCCUACCUUAUUGUUUGUAUGUGGGUAUCAGUAGACUUAUCCAUACAGGCAUGAGGAGUGUGAGAAGUUUGACUGUAGUAAUGUUCCUAUUGUAUUCAGGUUUUUUACUUUGAUUCAAAAUCAAACCCAUUUCUACCAUGAUGGUCUGGUACUUUGGUGUUAACAUGUGGCUAUGUAGUCAUACAAUAAUUUGUCAAUAUACUGUUAGGUGCUUGAUCUCUUCAUAUUUUCAAAUAUUAAGACACAAGAAACCAGUUAAUAUUAAAUUCACAGUAGAUUAGAAUAAUUUGCUUGUAAUUGAAUUUUAAAAAUGUACUACAUACAUAUACUACAUGCAGUACACUGUAUACAUUUAACAGUGCACUUAGCCUAUGAAGGUUAGGAACAACUCAUUUAAUUCAGCUGUUUGUGUGUGAAUAACAAAAAUCAAGUCUGUCAAGGCAGCAGAGGUUAUAUUUUCAUGGGAAACAUGAAUUUUAAAAUUCUGCUUCCUAACAAAAGAAUCUUUUUCCACCGUUAUCCCUACACUAAGGGGUCGGUUGCCUGAUGCACCUUUCCUUACAACAUCAGGCAUGGUUUAUUACUUGGCAAAGGGGUUUUUACGACUGCAUGCCCUCGCUGUCAUUAACCACAGUUAUUGACUAAAGAGUCCACCAGCAAGGCAGCCGUUUCCACAGUUAUUGGCGGUGGGCCUAGCCUUUUACUAAAAAAAGUAUGGCUGCAAUGCAGCAGCUGUCCUUUUAGUUGCCUUUUACGACACGCAGGACCUACGGUGGUAGUAUUCUUACCCUUACCACAGGGUGGUUCCUAACAAAAGAUUGCACAUUUGCAACUAAAAGGCUAAUUUUCUCAAUUCUAAAUACUUUAUAUACUUCCCUACUUUUAUGGAAACAAACCAAAUAAAAAAAAAAUUUUUAUACUAAAAUUUUUUUUUAUAUACUAUUAAAUGUUUUUAGAAAAGCUCUGACAUUACAGCAAAUACUACUGUAUUCGUACAUCUGAAUGGCAUGGUCAAAAGUUGGCAAUUGUAGUUUUUAUGUAAUGCAUGAAACGUUCUGAUUAAAUUCAUAAUCAUCAAUAGCUUCAAGUAUAAGGUGUACUAUACCAAGAGCUUUUUGCAGGAACAAGUGAUCUUUGGCUGUAGCUAUCAUUUUGACCUAUUCCACUUUUAAAGGGCUAUUCCAUUAUAGUAUAUAAUUAAUAAUUGUGCAUUUACAUUUUUAUUGAAAUGAGCAUAAUUAAUAGAAAGCCAAUUACUCUAGGUCAGGCUUUUUUAAAAGUUGAACAUUGAAGUCAUUCUAAUUCAACUUUCUUUUCAUUUACUAUUUGGUUUGUAAUACAUUAAUUUUUAUAAAAGAUCUGGUAAAAGCUAAAUAUUUUUACUUGGUUGUGUUAAUAAAAACAGAAUUAUUUCUGUAAUAGUUAACUUUUUCUUUAUAUGAAUACAGGUUAUCUUUUCACAUAAAUGAGGAUUACUUUUAAUUAUGGAAAUAUUUAUAUGGGACAUUUUUCAAUGAUAGAAAAUCUUAUUAGUAUAUGUAAUUGUAAUUACUAAUAUGGGACAGCAUAACAAUUCAAUUUUCUUUAUUGCAACCUUACUGUUACCCAAGACUUGGCAUCUUAAUAUUAUAAAGUGAUCAGGUCUAAUCCUUUUUACCAAUCUAAAAGUUUUCUUUAAACCUCGGUGAUCAUUCAGCCUCACCCUCUAUAGAUGGUGGCACAUGAAUACUUUUUCCAACAUACUUUAGCAUCUUCCCACCAAACUCCUUAUGCCAAAAGUAAAAUACGUAUAGUUUUUAUAUUGUGUAUAAUUUAGGGAAUGCAUGUUGAUUACAGUAAUUAUGGACAAGCAAGAACACAGAUGACUCAGUGUCAGCCAACAGUUUAGGCUAUUUUACAUUAAUGGAUCAAUCCAUUAUUGACUACUUUGCAAAAGCUUGGUGGCAAGAUGCUAAGCCAUUAUGGAAAAUGUGCUCCUUUGACACUGCCUUAAACUCUUUGGUCUGGUUAAAAAUACUGAUAAUGAUCUUUUUCAAAACUAAACACUAAAAUAAAAAACAAUGCUAACUCGGCAGUUUACUAGCUAUAUGUAAUUAUUGCAAGAUAUUUUUAACCAAACCAGUAGAUUGCACAUGGGUAACCAUUGCAAUAGAAACUUGCUUCAUAGGUAAUAAAUUCACUGAACAGUUAUUCAAGAAACAAAUGUUAAAUUUACCAUGUAACUGGUAGCUUAACAUGAUGUUCUGCUUUAAUUCUUAAAGUAACUGUAGAUAACUUGAACUUUGUGAUUGUGUAAAAUAUUUGUGGAUAUCAUUAUGUAGACUGCAUUCUGUGAAUUGUUUAAUGUAAUCAUAUAUUUGUUUAAAUUGCCCAAGAUAUUACUAAUGCUUUGCCAAACAUUAUAUUUCAUGUUAUGUGUCAUUUUGAUUGUAAACUAGUAGCAUUUAAGGCUGCUAUUUAUCAAAAUUUUUCAAGGAAGUUUAUAGUGCAUCAGUUGUCUUAAUGCACAAGAAUUUGAAAAGCCUGGCAAAUCUGGAAUUGUUCUCACAAUUCAGUAAAUGUACAGUAAAGUGUACAACUGUAAUCUAGCACAUAUAUACACAACAGCUUACAGAGGAAAUAGUUUUGAAAAUCAUUCUUUGCUUAGUUUCAGGGUAGCAUAAUCUAUUGUUUUGAAAAUCAUCCUUUGCUUAGUUUGAGGGUAGCAUAAUCCAAAGGAUGAAUUGCAGCUAUUUUGCACAAAUGGUAGCAUUAUUAAAGCAUGUAAUAGUUAUCAGUUUUUCUUGAUCUGUAAUUACUAUUAAAACAAGUGUACCAUACUCUUUUCCAAUAAUGACUUGUAUCAUACUCUUUUCCAACAAUGACUGUUUACCUGAUAUAUACUAAAAUUGUAAGCUUGUGGCCAUUUUCUCUGCUGCUCAAAAAGUUUUACAGCUACAGUUUACAACUUGUACUCAGUGAUUAAUAGUGCUGUAUCAGGUAUUUUCACUAGGUGCCUCUUCAUCAAUGCAAUUGCCAGAAGUAACAGUGCAGUCAGUUUUAUUUUUGUCACAGAUACACAUUUUUGUAGAAAAACCAGGUCUAUUGAAGUUGAAUGUGGUAAAUAAAAAUAGUUUAUAAAUUAA
Molecule: messenger RNA, 17333 nt
Organism: Macrobrachium nipponense
Lineage: Eukaryota; Metazoa; Arthropoda; Malacostraca; Decapoda; Palaemonidae
Gene: whd
Product: carnitine O-palmitoyltransferase 1, liver isoform-like
Biological process (GO): fatty acid metabolic process; carnitine metabolic process
Cellular component (GO): mitochondrion
Molecular function (GO): carnitine O-palmitoyltransferase activity
Source: RefSeq, a predicted model, not a curated record